Coffea eugenioides is the source of this 2346-nucleotide messenger RNA. RefSeq names its product NAC domain-containing protein 86. The record is from RefSeq and is a predicted model, not a curated record. Bases 172 to 2163 code for a protein of 663 amino acids. Gene Ontology annotation, biological process: regulation of DNA-templated transcription. Lineage: Eukaryota; Viridiplantae; Streptophyta; Magnoliopsida; Gentianales; Rubiaceae. The transcript has 7 exons. Gene Ontology annotation, molecular function: DNA binding.
CCCCUUCUUCCCUCUUUUUUUCCUGUCUCCAUCGUUUGCUCUUUCUUCUGUGCCCCUUCUCUCUUCUUGGGAUCUUCUUAAUUCUCAGGUGAUCAAAAGCUGGUAUAGUUGGUUAUUGUUUUUCUGGGAGUUUCCGAAUUUAGAAAUUACAAGAAGUUAAAUUUAGAGCAGAUGGCACCUGUUUCAUUGCCACCGGGCUUUCGGUUUCAUCCCACUGAUGAGGAACUUGUGGCUUACUAUCUCAAAAGAAAAAUCAAUGGCAGAAAAAUUGAGCUUGAGAUCAUCCCUGAAGUCGAUCUCUACAAGUGUGAACCUUGGGAACUGCCAGGGAAAUCACUAUUACCAAGCAAAGAUCUUGAGUGGUACUUCUUUAGUCCCAGAGACCGUAAGUAUCCCAAUGGAUCAAGGACUAAUCGGGCAACGAAAGCCGGGUACUGGAAGGCCACCGGAAAAGACAGAAAAGUAAAUUCCCAGGCGAGGGCUGUGGGCAUGAAGAAAACCCUAGUUUACUACAGAGGGAGGGCACCCCAUGGAGCUCGAACUGAUUGGGUCAUGCAUGAAUACCGCUUAGAUGAACGAGAAUGUGAAACCAACUCAGGCUUGCAGGAUGCAUAUGCACUUUGUCGAGUAUUCAAGAAGAGUUUAAACAUUCCAAAAAUUGGAGACCAUUAUGGAACUGCUACAGCUAGUGAUCGCUCUUCUAGCAUUGAUCCAUAUUCAGAAGGAAGAUGUGAUGAUCUAGAGAGCUUUGAUUAUUCAAUGCCAUCGGCUACAACUAUUAACAACUUUAACUAUCCAAUGCAAUCAGCUAGUUGCUCAUCCAACAUCAUCCAUGGUUCUCCAUUGAAUAACAUCAAUGAGGGACCUAGUGAUAGUAGGUGGAUGCAAUACUUGUCAGAUGAAGCAUUUGGUUUUAGCAAUCCAUCAUUUCCAAAUCAUGCAGCCAUGUCAUAUCCCCCAUCAAGGGUGGAUAUAGCAUUGGAAUGUGCAAGAUUGCAGCACAGGUUCCCAUUGUCACCUUUGGAGGUGCAAGAUUUUCCCCAAGUUGGCUUUGCCGAUGCUAGGAUGCCACAACUGGGUUAUAUUCAUGAAAACCCGAAUCAGCAAGAUAUUGUAGAGGAGAUCCUAUCUGUUGCACAAGCUUCUCAGGAUUUCAUGAACGAAGACGCCUGGGGUGGAAAUUAUGCUCCUGCUGAUGAUUUCUCGUUUCUACCUCCUACCAACCAAAUACAUGAUUCUAGUUCCUUCAAAUUUAUAGACAAAUUAAGAGAAGAUUGCAGUUUUAGGUCCAUUGACAUUGGAGGCAUGGAUGAGGGGUUGAAAUCUGAGAGAAUGGUUGAGAACCUGAGAUGGGUGGGAAUGUCAGACAAGGAUCUUGAGAAGUCUUUCUUGGAAGAAUUCAAGACAGUCCCAAUAGAAAGCAUAUCAACCUUCCAAAGAGAAGAGAAUCAGGUUCCAGGAGAAACCGUCCACCAAAAUGACCAGAAUGAAGCAGAAAAGACUGAUUAUUCCCUUGGAUUCAACAACGACAAGGGAAGUGACAACUUCUUAACUGAUGGAGAUGUGGAAGACUUCUCAAGUACUUCCAACUUUGAGGUUUAUGAAAAGAUAGAAGUCAGUCAUGGGAUGCUUAUUUCGACUCGCCAAACAGCCAACACAUUCUAUCAUCAAUUGAUGCCUUCAAAGACCGUUAGAGUCCAUUUGCACCCCAUGAUCAUGCAUGAUUUUCCAGUUGCGAAAUCAGAUUCCAGAACUGUACCAAAAACUGGACAUUUUCCAGCCAAAUUUUCGACCUUUUCGAGUGCAAUAUCCAAAUCCCUCAAGCCAUGGAGGAAAACGGUGAGGACUUUUAUAAGCAUGAUUGCCAUUCUCAAUGCUUACUGGAUUUUUUAUGGAGAAUAUUUGGAAGAUAAAGAGCCAAUGGAUGAUCCUGUAAUGCUGAGCAACAAAGCUUCCGAGCUAAUAGAGGGUGACUGUACAAGCAAGACCAUGAUCAAGACAAUAAAAGUUCAAGAUUAUGAAUUAAAUUGCGAGAAAUCCAGGGUUUCAAUGGUGGGAAAAGGAGGCAGCAUUAGUGCGGUUCACAACAAGAUUUGGACUUAUCUAACACUGACUUUGGCUCUCUGUACAUUUUGGAUGCACCAGAUAGUGCCUAGCCCUUGACUUGGUUCUGAAUAUUGAUUACUAACCACAAUUGUGAUUAGAAAUUAAGGCAUUAGUUGUCUUGACAGAUAUGCACUUUUUUCUUUGGUUUUUUAUUUUUUGUUAAACAGUGGACCACACUUCAUACUACUUUUUAAAGAUGUAAGCUGACACAUAAAUUAUGUGUAAGUUGAUUCAUAGUGA